GCGUAAGAAUACAACAUGUCGCUAGAAGCUUUUGUACGGAAUUCCAGGGUUUUCAAAGUGGGAUUUAUCCCUUCCCAGAGUAUUUAAUAAAGCACCUGCUGUGAUUACAUGAUGGAGACAGAUGAGGAAAGCGUAUCUGAAGCGGCUCAAGUAACACCGAUGGAGUCAGAAUUGUAUUUUUUAAUCGUCAAAUUUCUUCAAUCUGGACCUUGCACACAAUCGGCUGAGGUUUUACCAAAAGGCAACGAUUGGACAGGACAUCCUUUUUCAACAAAUUUUGAGCAAUUCAAUCAACUACAUAAUCAAAUUGGGAAUGGGCAUCUACUGCAAAUUUGCGAACGCUUGCCGCGUCUUCUUGAUGAAAAGAUACCUCCUCCUGUGUCCGGAGUCAAAACUCUAUUGGGUGCUGGAAGACAAUCCUUAUUACGAACAAAAGAGGAUUUUUCUUCAUCCUGUUUUCCUGAACUAUCGGUUAAAAGCCGAGGGCGAGCUUUACCCUUAUCUCAGAGUACAAGGAAAAAUAUAAAUGCUUACUAUUUGAUUCAUGGUAGAGAAUAUACAGGUCGUAUACUAGGAAAGCAUUCAUUACCUGUAACCCUGUAUUCCAAUAUUCGACGCCAGAAAAGAACUCUGGGUCAUCUAUCUGCUGUUUAUUGUGGAGCUGAUGAUCACUUGGUAAAAGUUUGGAAUGCUCACAAUGGCCGUUUGAUUAGAACAUUAAGAGGUCAUGCUAAAGAAAUAACGGAUAUGGCUAUUAGUUAUGAUAAUACUAUAUUGGCUACUGGGAGUUGUGAUAGAACAAUACGUGUCUGGAGUACUCUGAAUUUUGAACAUUUAACGGUUUUAAAUGGCCAUACAGCUCCUAUAACUUCGCUACAAUUCUGUCCGUUGGUCAGAGCGGGAUGUAACGAUCGCUAUUUUAUGAGCACUGGGGAAGAAGGCAAUGUUUGCUUUUGGCAUUAUAAUCAGGAGACCCGAGUAUUCACGCCUAAACCUAUAAAGUUUAUCGAACGGUCUAGAGCUGGAGUUCAAAUGUUAUGUUCAUCUUUCAGUCCCGGUGGCGUUUUUCUAGUCACAGGCAGCACUGAUAAUACAGUUAGAGUUUACUGUUUCACUUCUGCACCAAAUAAAAUUGCCGAGUUGGAGGCUCAUACGGCUCCAGUUGAUAGUAUUCAAUUUGCUCACAAUUUAAAUGAAUACUUGAGUGGGAGUGGAGAUGGUACAGCUCGUAUAUGGCGGUUCACCAAUGAUACGUGGAAAACGCUUGUAUUAAGAAUGAACGACUUAAAAAGAGAAUAUUUUCCAAAAGCAGAAAAAACGUUCUGGUUAUAUCGAGAUUUGAAUUUUCUAUACAUAUUUGUAGAAUAUGUAGAUAGUAUCCAGUACGCAAAGGGUACGGAUAAAUUUGUUAGCGGAUCUUGGGAUGGCACUGCUCGCGUGUGGAGAUAUGAAAGACAACAAUGGAAAGCUGUUGUAAUAAGAGUUAACGGUCAUAGAAGUGGUAGUAAAAAUGAUAGUAAUAUUGAUGUUAAUCUAGAUAAAAAGCCUUUGAAAGUAACAAUGGUUGCUUGGACAUGUGAUGACAUUCACGUUUUAACGGCUGUCAGUGAUUUUUCCGUUAAACUCUGGCGUGCAUCAACUGGUCAACUUGUUUCGACAUUUGUAUCACAUACUACUGAGGUUUAUGUGCUUGAGACGCAUCCAACUGACCCUUACCUUAUGUUGAGUGCUGGUCACGAUGGAUAUAUUAUCAUAUGGGACUUGGAAACAGGCACUAAAGUUUUUGAGUUUUUAAACUCCAUUGAAGGACAAGGACAUGGAGCAGUUUUGGAUGGUAAAUGGUCAAAGGACGGCUCUUCGUUUGUUUGUACAGAUGCUCACGGCUUUUUAUCUCACUUCGGAUUCUAUAAAAAUGAAGUUUUUGAAAAACUACCAAAUGACCUGUUUUUUCAUACUGACUAUAGACCUCUCAUUCGCGAUUCAGCUGGCUUUGUCUUGGAUGAACAAACUCAAAUGCCUCCUCACCAAAUGCCUCCUCCUUUCCUCGUAGAUAUGAACGGUAUGCCAUAUCCUCCUUCUUUACAAAGAUUUGUUCCUGGCCGAGAAAAAGCCGAGUUGGGUCAUUUAGUGCCUCAAAUUGCUCUUACUCCGUCCGGCGAUAGAGAAGUAUUGGACGUCUCACUAGCCGAUACUGGAGGCGAUGUUGGGCAAGAAGAUGAUGAAAGUCAACAUUCCAAUCUGGAUGUUAUGAUUGAAAGACUGCAAAGAGAACAAGAUGAAAGAAUGGCAGCCACAGGUGAUGUUCUUCCAGAAGCACAAGGUGCAAAUAGCACAUCAUCAGAAGCUCAACGAACUCCUCAACCACAUGUUGAUCAUGACUAUGCUGGUAUCAUUCAACCGUUAGCGAAAUGUUCCUAUGGUUUUAUUCCCCGGCCUCGUUAUGACCUCAUUGAAUGUGAGAAAAAGCGUCGGAUAUUUGGAGAAAAGGAACUGGAAAUCUAUAUACAAGAGAGUAAAAAGAAGCCCAUACUGAACGAUGUUGAUAAAAAUGAGGAAAAUGAACCAUUUGUUCGCUCAACGCGGAAAAGAACAAAAGUUAAAAAAAACAUUCAAAGAUUAACAACAAGCACUGAAGAAACCAGCAUAAAUAGACUGACAACCAGAGCUUUAUAUGAUACUGAAGUAGAAUCGUCUGAAACUAAUGCCGAAGAGGAUAAUGAGCAACCUGCAUGGAAAACUUCAGAAGAAGAGUGCGAUGAUAUCGCUUCAAGUGAUUAUUCCGACUGGACAGCUACAACAGGAAAUCUGGAACCACCAACUCGACUUUCACCUUCUAAAAGAAUUAGUCAAUUAAAUGGUGGUACCUCAAAUCAUCGACCUAAGAGAGUGAUAAAAAGAAAAAGGAUAUUUCCAGAGGAUGGAAGAGAAUCCUCUAGUUCAUCGUUAUCUGAAAAUGAACCGGAAGAUUCUCGCGUUAAGAAUGUUCCAGAGCGUAAGAGACAGGGAACUACACAGAAGCGUCAAAGAGAACGAAGAGUUGCUGCUGUUCGUGCACAACAAACAAGGAAAAAAGCUGAAGCUUUGCAAAACAUGGAGAAUGGAGAGAUCCCUGAUCGCUUUCGACCCCCAGAAUGGUUGACUUCAGCGAUUCCUCGAAAAACCCCAUAUGUACCACAAAUGGGUGAUGAUAUUAUGUAUUUCCGACAGGGGCAUGAGCUGUAUGUUAAUUCUGUAAAUCGGCUAAAAGUUUAUGAUAUACAACAAAAUCUUAUCUUACCCUGGGAAAAAGAUCAGGACCUUUCUCCUCACGAAUGGAUGCGUAUUAUUGGUAUAAAGUAUGAGAUAAAACCUCCUCGUUUAGUGUGUGUUAAGUUGGGUCAUGUUGACAGUGAAACUGGUCAACUAACUGGAGAAUCCAUUACUCUAAAAUAUCAUGAUAUGCCUGACGUAAUUGAUUUUUUAGUCCUUCGAAAAACGUAUGUCACUGCAAUGGAAAGGCAAUGGAAAGAAAGUGAUCGCUUUCGGGCAGUUAUUGAUGAUGCUUGGUGGCAUGGAUCUAUAGAAGCUCAUCAAUGUCUCUCAGAUGACUUUCCACACAGUCAUUUUCAAUGUUUAUGGGUAAGAUGGGAUAAUGGUGAAAGGGAAAGAAUGAGCCCUUGGGACUUAGAAAUUGAGCAUGGAAAUCCUCCUGAAGGUGGUUCCGUUUCAGUAACACCUGCAGAGUUUCGCGCUUCUCAGUACUAUGAACCUGAUGAGGGUGAAUGGCCUCCUCAUGGAAGGGAUGUUGAAUGCGAUAGAAUAAAGGAGGGAAUAGAAAGAGUGAUGGAAAUCCGCAUAGCUGAACACUUCAUUGCUCCUGUAGAUCUCUCUGCCUUCCCGUACUACGCAAUGGUUGUACCAUAUCCAAUCGACUUGUCUACUAUUAGGUCACGUUUAGAAAAUCGCUAUUAUAGACGAGUCACUUCAAUUCUUAAAGACGUUAGAUUCAUAGAAUCUAAUGCAAAACUAUUCAAUGAGCCAGGCUCUCAUAUUGUCCAUUGUGCUGAGCUCACAGUGAAACUUUGCGUGGAUUUUAUACAAAGAACUGACUGCUUAAAUAUUAUGUCUAUCUACAGUGUCAUUAUGCAGGAGCAAGAAUCAAUAGAAUCUUCAAGUGCUUCUCCCAGAACGCGACGACGACGUCGGUCAUCUGAUAAACGACCCAAUACUGAUCGAAAUUGGAAUGAUGAAUGUAAAGAACUUCUACAAACCAUGUUUAGUCACGAAGAUUCAUUACCAUUUAGGGACGCAGUUGAUCCGGAGCAAUUUCUCGACUACUAUCAAAUAAUUGAUCAACCAAUGCACCUCGGAAGAGUGAAAGAAAAACUUGAAUCCAAUGAAUAUCAGUCUCCAAAGCAGUUUUGUCAAGACAUGCGUUUAAUAUUUAGUAAUUCUAGGACGUACAACACAAACAAACGUAGUAGAGUAUAUGCUAUGACUUUACGUCUGUCUGCGCUAUUUGAUGCUAUUGUAAGUCAAUGGAACAAAACGUCGGAAACUCAGAAAUCGGGGAAAACUACAAGACCUCAAAGAUUAUCAAGUAUCACCAACAGUGCAGAUGCCCCUGGUACAAGCUUUGAUCGCGUAACUAGAGCCUUGAGAAGGUCUACUCGAACUCGAACUUCACAAAGUGAGAAUUCCAAUGCAAGUAGUGGCGACUCGUACUCCUCAAGAACUCGUACGAUAAGCCGCAAGAGAAGACUUGUUCAUUCAGACAGUGACCUAGAAAAUGAACAGGCAUCAAAGCGGAUGGCUACUAAUAUCCGAAAACCACCCAUGCGAGCCGCAAGAAAUAAAUCUUGCAUUAAUGGUAAUAGCUCAUAUUCAACGAGAUCGAAGACAGGCACAAUAAGGAGAACUGUAUAUGACUCUGAUGGUAGCUCAAAUGAUGAGAGUUCAGAAGACGAAUCAGCGGAAGAUAAAAUAGACAAUGAAGCAUCAACAGAUGAUGUAGUUACUCAAGGCAGUGAUGAGGAUUCGGCUGAAAUAUCCUCUUCACAAGACUCUUUGUCAGACAAUGACGCAGAUGAGACAGAUAAAUUUAGUGGCCAAUCUUCCAAUAGACAGCGCAGACAGCCACCAACUCCCCCGCUUCAAAAAGUCAGAAGGAAUUCUCCGAGAAAGAAACGAACCAGAAAACCAACUCAAGAUGACGAUUUUUCUGUUGAAGGAUCAAAUAGGAAAAAUAAGCUAAAAGAAGAUAAAAUUAUGACAAGAAAUCGAGGGAGAAGAACUGUAAACUAUGACGAAGAUGAAGAAGAGGAAGAGGAAAUAGUUGAAACAGUGUCCAGUAGAGGUCGCGUUCGGAAAUUACGGACAAGUGUUCCAGGCCUGCUUCGAUAA
Molecule: messenger RNA, 5382 nt
Organism: Dimorphilus gyrociliatus
Lineage: Eukaryota; Metazoa; Annelida; Polychaeta; Dinophilidae
Source: the annotation of a GenBank genome assembly